This is a messenger RNA of Brassica rapa (field mustard), 1018 nucleotides long. RefSeq names its product F-box protein At5g67140. Gene Ontology annotation, molecular function: protein binding. Lineage: Eukaryota; Viridiplantae; Streptophyta; Magnoliopsida; Brassicales; Brassicaceae. The record is from RefSeq and is a predicted model, not a curated record. Gene Ontology annotation, cellular component: SCF ubiquitin ligase complex. Gene Ontology annotation, biological process: SCF-dependent proteasomal ubiquitin-dependent protein catabolic process.
UAAAAAAACUCAUUAAAAUCAUAUAACGAUUCAAAACUAUGACGGAACGAUGACCACAUCUUUUGUACUUAAUACAAAGAAAAUGACAACAUCUUCUUCUUCUUCUUCCUCUGUAAUUAUGAAGAACCGUUGAAGAGAUUUGCAUAAAUACAAUCUUGUCUUGUGAAUAUAUAUAAAAAAGACUUUCUGCAAAAGUAAUCAUUCAACAAGUUCUUUAUUAUAAGAAAUGGAUGAAGAAGCAGCGAUCGAUCGUUUACCUUUACACCUUCUUGCUUAUAUAUUUUCUCUGGUCACCUCUUUCACCGAAUUGGCCCAAGCAAGUGGGGUUUGUAAGAAGUGGAGAAAAGCUGUGAACCAAUCCAUGGCAAGAAGACAAUCUCUGAGCUUUGCUGGUUGGAAAAUGGACGAUGAUUCCACUUCUCGUCUCGUUCAUCUCGCUUACAAUCUCAAAGAACUCGACAUAUCUAGAAGCAGAUGGGGUUGUCAUAUAACUGAUAAUGGUCUUUACCAGAUAGCUUCUACUAGAUGUGUAUCCAAUUUAACCUCAAUCUCUUUAUGGGGCAUGACCGCCAUUACUGACUCUGGUGUUGUUCAACUGGUAUCAAAAACUUCUUCCUUGCAACAUCUGAACAUUGGAGGAACAUUCAUCACCGACGAGUCCCUUUUCGCCAUUGCAGAACGCUGCCAUCACCUCAAGACAAUCAGUAUGUGGUGUUGCCGCCAUGUGACAGAGAGAGGCCUUCUUGUUCUCGUCAACAAAUGUAGAAAACUAGAAUCUCUCAACUUAUGGGGAACUAGAGUUCCUGUUGAUUGCUUCAUUGCUUUACUUACCAUCAGUCCUGCACUUCAGAUCAAACCCAUUCAGUUACUCCUCAAUGCUCAGAAUCCACCACCACCUUUGUUGCAUGCUGUCUAGUCUUUUGUUGCUUUCCUUUGUAUAUAGUAAUUCAUAAAAAAAAAACUGAACUCUCCAAUUCUCUUAUGUGUUCUCUCAUCAAUAAAAAGAUUAUAUAAAUUA